This is a messenger RNA of Fomitopsis serialis, 1203 nucleotides long. RefSeq lists its product as uncharacterized. Lineage: Eukaryota; Fungi; Basidiomycota; Agaricomycetes; Polyporales; Fomitopsidaceae. The transcript has 7 exons. The record is from RefSeq and is a predicted model, not a curated record. Bases 149 to 1132 code for a protein of 327 amino acids.
CUCAGUUCUGGUCUCAUGUCGGCGAUUUGAGCGCAUUAUUCGACCUCAGGCUUCGCUUCUUCGCUUCUUCCCCCGGUCAGCUCGUCUCUCACUCUCAUGAGUGUACAUCCAACCAGCCAGCGACUGGACGCGUAGCCGCUUUGCGCCUAUGGCUAACGCCGCGUCCGUGAACGUGAACGCGGUUCUCUCUGUCAAUCUCGCCAGUAUCUGCAUUGAGAGUCUCCUUUGCGGCAUGUUUGACUUCCUCACCGUUGCGUCCAUCUAUCUGUUGCACAUCCGAACGGAGGCAAGACGUGACGGAAGACCGCCUUUGACAUUACCGAUACUCGUCGUUUCUGGCACUCUGCUGGUAGCAGUCACGACGCAUUGGAUUCUGAGCAUUUGUCGCUUAUUCAUAGGUCUGGGAGGCCAUGGACCACAAGCAGCUGUGGCGUACUUGGCCGAAUGUGGCCAGCCACUUUAUGUGGCGCAAGUCGUCAUAGUGUUUCUAUGCAUAGUCAUAGCAGACGCGAUUUUGGUCUUCCGUCUCUGGGUCGUCUGGUCCUGCAAUAGGGCUGUGGUUGUACCUCCCCUUGCUAUUUUGGCUGGACUCGUGGCUUGUGGCGUAGGUGGCACAUAUGCUUCCACGGUAGUGGGACACACAGAGCCUGAAACGGAUGGGUUGACGAGCGAAGUCGGCAAGUGGACUAUGAGUGGUUUGAUCUGCACGCUCUGCACGAACCUGUACUGUUCAUGUAUGAUUGCAGGGAAGCUCCUUCGCACACAUCACCGCACUAAGCGCGCAGGUGCGUCCUGUGCAGUUAUUCUGAAUUGGCUCCCAAUACUCAUUGAGAGCGCGGCUUUCUAUACGGCAUGGUCACUCUUCUACACCAUAUCUUAUGGAGCCCAGAGCACCGCGAGGUACAUUGGCACCGCGUGUUUGCCCGCUGCAGCUGGAAUCGCUUGCACGCUCAUCAACGUUCGUAUCGGACUUGAUCAAUUACUGAAGAACGAACGGCGGCAGGGUAUUUGGGACAGAGCGCCGCAGUUCACGACGUGGAUACCGGAGUGGGUGUCGGAGACCUGCGACAACACUGAAGCUCAAGCCACGCAAUCACGGGACUCACGCGACGAUGCUAGGGACAAGGGAUGAUCACCGCUCUCCCACCCGCGGACCAAAUCUCCUUUGCUUGAGGAUUCGGAAUCGAGCCAGCCGAUCGUCCU